Messenger RNA from Dermatophagoides farinae (American house dust mite), 1577 nucleotides. It is a transcript of the gene bisc, whose product is annotated as TM2 domain-containing protein 1 biscotti. NCBI's taxonomy places the organism in Eukaryota, Metazoa, Arthropoda, Arachnida, Sarcoptiformes, Pyroglyphidae. The record is from RefSeq and is a predicted model, not a curated record.
UUUUGGUUUUCAAUUAUGCCAAAAAUUAUUUUCCAAUCACUAAUGGAUUCAUUUCAAUUUUGAUCCAAUUUUUUGAUCUCUACAACCGAUGAGCUAUAUUUAUAUUAUUAAAAAAAAAUUUGAUCUCUCCCUUUAUUCAAAACAAACAACCAUUAUGUCCUAUUUAUCAUAGAUAAAAAAAACCAACCAUAUGCAAGUCACACAUUUAUUCACAUCGUUUUGAUCUACAUUUAUUAUUAUUAUAAUUGGCACAUUAUUUUGCAAAAAACAAAUCAGUGUCAUUUGUCAUCAGCAGCAGAAACAUUCGAAAAAUUGGAUUACAAAUCAAUGAUUAUAUUGGUAACGACGGCGACGACCAAUAAACAGACAGCAAAUUCAACUAGACAACAGCAACAACAACAACAACUAAUCAGUUUUCAUCAAAUCAAUUUCAAUUAUCAUCAUUGAUCAAUUGCUUACAUUGUGGUUGUUAAUCAUAAAUCAUAAAUCAUAGUGUUAACCAUGAAAAGAAAAAAAAGAAGAGGAAGAACUCGGGCUGAAACGCCUCACUUUUCAUCACCAUCAUCAUCAUCAUUAUCUAUUAUCGAACAAAAUUCAUUUUCAUAAACAAAUCCGGUUGUCUUGGAUCUUCAUCAUGUUCAUUAUUCAAUUCAUAGUCAAUAUAUUAGCCAUUGAAGAUUAUUCUCAAUCAUCAUCGUCCAACAUUAUAAAUGAAACAAUCGAUGAUCAUCAACAAAUGCCUUUAUUUCAAAUCGAUUGUUAUAGCCUUAAAAUUGGUCAAUUCUAUUGUGAUCCAAUCACGAUCGAUGAUGAUACACAACAGCCAUUUGGUUGUUCAGUAAAUAAUCUAGCACCAAUUAAUUGUACAUUACUUAAUGGUUUAAUCUGUGAUGAACAAUCGAAAAAUUUGUCCAUACCGUCGACAAAAUCGAAUAACAAUAAUCAACAACAACAACCACAACGUAUACAAUUAGCAAUACCAUGUCAAUAUACAAAUGGCUAUUCAUAUGAGAUAACAUUAUUAUUAUCAAUAUUUUUGGGCAUGUUUGGUAUUGAUCGUUUCUAUCUUGGUUAUCCUGCAAUUGGUUUGCUCAAAUUUUGUACAUUAGGUUUUCUAUUUUUGGGCCAAUUUAUUGAUAUCAUAUUGAUUGCUAUGCAAGUAGUUGGACCAGCUGAUGGUUCAAAUUAUAUUAUCAAAUUUUUUGGACCUCGAUUAACCAUUAUCAAUUCAUUUCGGCAACAACGUUUCGGAUUAUUGGAUAACAUUCCAUUCAUUUAUGAUAAUGAUGAUGAUAAUUAUACCAAUUAUCGAAUGGUUAUACAUUCAGGUUUUGAUUUGUAUUUCUAUCCACCAUCAGCAACAAUAACGACAACGAUCAAUAAUUUGGCCAUCACUAGUUCAUCAUCAAUUGUUAGCAAUGAAACUUUAAUCGCUGCUACUACUCAUCAUAAUAAUUUGUGAUCAAAAAAUUUUUAUAUUUAGUGAAUUUGGAAUGGAAUUAAUCUUUGUUUGAAAAUUUGUUGUUGUUCAUUCUGUGUGUGUUUACCACAAUACAUUACACCAUUGAUUAUUAUUA